This is a messenger RNA of Fukomys damarensis (Damara mole-rat), 1918 nucleotides long. RefSeq names its product hepatocyte nuclear factor 4 gamma (gene Hnf4g). The record is from RefSeq and is a predicted model, not a curated record. Gene Ontology annotation, biological process: cell differentiation; regulation of transcription by RNA polymerase II; anatomical structure development. Bases 256 to 1482 code for a protein of 408 amino acids. The transcript is spliced from 11 exons. Lineage: Eukaryota; Metazoa; Chordata; Mammalia; Rodentia; Bathyergidae. Gene Ontology annotation, molecular function: zinc ion binding; RNA polymerase II cis-regulatory region sequence-specific DNA binding; nuclear receptor activity.
AUUUUUUGAAAACCACAGCUUCGACCAUAUUCCUGGUUAACAACGUCUAACCAAAAUGAACGGAGCACCGCGGGUGAGCCGGAGCACUACUCUCAGGUGAAGACGACUCCGGAAAGCGCCUUGGGUGUGAGAUGGAGGAGACGUUUUCCAUCAGAUUCACAAGUAGAAAGAUGAAGGAACUGAGUUUCAGAGAAAUUGAGUGACUUGCCUGCCUGAGCUUGUGAAGCUGAUAGUUCUGCCCCAGAGACGACAAGUAUGAAUACCACAGAAAAUGGUGUCAACUGUCUGUGUGCAAUAUGUGGGGACAGAGCAACAGGGAAGCACUACGGGGCAUCAAGCUGUGACGGGUGCAAAGGUUUCUUCAGACGCAGCAUACGCAAGAGUCAUGUUUACUCCUGCAGAUUCAGUCGCCAGUGUGUUGUUGACAAGGACAAAAGGAAUCAAUGUAGAUACUGUCGAUUAAGAAAAUGUUUUAGAGCAGGAAUGAAAAAAGAAGCUGUUCAAAAUGAACGUGAUAGAAUAAGCACCAGAAGAAGCACAUUUGAAGGCAGCAACAUCCCUUCCAUUAACACACUGGCUCAAGCAGAAAUUCGGUCUCGCCAGAUAUCAGUGUCAAGUCCUGGAGUAAGCACUGACAUAAACGUUAAGAAAAUUGCAAGCAUUGGCGAUGUCUGUGAAUCUAUGAAGCAGCAGCUCUUAGUCUUGGUGGAAUGGGCUAAGUACAUUCCUGCCUUCUGUGAGUUACUACUGGAUGACCAGGUGGCCCUGUUAAGAGCACAUGCAGGGGAACACUUAUUGCUUGGAGCUACAAAGAGAUCCAUGAUGUAUAAAGAUAUUUUGCUUUUGGGAAACAACUAUGUCAUUCACCGUAACAGCUGUGAAGUUGAAAUCAACCGAGUGGCCAAUAGGGUUCUUGAUGAGCUAGUCAGACCAUUCCAAGAAAUCCAGAUUGAUGACAAUGAGUACGCUUGUUUGAAGGCAAUUGUAUUUUUUGAUCCAGAUGCAAAAGGGCUAAGUGACCCAGUGAAAAUUAAGAACAUGCGAUUCCAAGUGCAGAUUAGUCUGGAGGACUACAUCAAUGACCGGCAGUACGACUCGCGGGGGCGGUUCGGGGAGCUGCUUCUGCUGCUGCCCACACUGCAGAGCAUCACCUGGCAAAUGAUCGAGCAGAUACAGUUUGUCAAACUUUUCGGCAUGGUCAAAAUUGACAACCUCCUUCAGGAAAUGUUACUUGGUGGUGCCUCUAAUGAUGGAAGUCACCUCCACCAUCCAAUGCACCCACAUCUGUCUCAAGAUCCACUUACUGGACAAACUAUACUUUUGGGUCCCAUGUCAACACUGGUUCAUACAGACCAGAUCUCAACUCCUGAAACCCCACUUCCUUCUCCACCACAAGGCUCUGGACAAGAACAAUACAAAAUAGCUGCAAACCAAGCUUCGGUCAUUUCACACCAGGGCCUUACCAAACAAAAGCAAGUGUGAGACCAUGUUUACUUCUGGAUGACACUGCCUAAAUGUGAAAAGGUGGUCUUGAAAUAUCUCAGGAUAGUACUUUUGGCAAAUUCUCAGCCAAGGUUUCUUCAUGGUGCUGUUAUAAGAUGGUAUCCUAUUUUCUUGAUUGGGUACUCAUUUUGUUUGUUGUGUCUAUGGUGUAAAACUCCACAUGCAACCAAUAUAUAUCCGAGUUUGAAAUUGUUUAUAUAGUGUAUUGUUUUUAGUUGCCCUUGCACUGAGCCUGAACCUGUUGAAUCUUUUGUACUAUUUUCAUUUGUUUUCAUAAUAUUAAUUUAAAUCUGUAAAUAAUUGCUUAUUGUGAUGUGAUAAAGAACUAAAUGUGCCUUUUGCCUAAAAAUAGUAGAUCAGAAAUGCCAAGUUAACAUAAAAUGAACCAAUUUUUAUUUUUUUGUAAGUUACAGUC